AUGAGUGGUGCUCGGAAGAAACCAUUUAGUUCAAAGAAGAAAAAGGAACAAUUGAAAUUAAAAAGAGAAAAAAUUCGAGCGCAAGGCGAUAAAUGGGCGGAUUCGGACGAAGACUCAGGAACUAUCGAUAUCAAUACAACACAAGGUUCCCGUCGGCGAAUAAAUGAACAACCUGUUCGAGAUGCGGCGACACACAAUCCAAAUCGAUAUCGACUUCAUUUUCAACGUGAAUCACGUGAUGAAAUCGAACGACGGAAAAAAGUUGCACAAUUACCGAUUAAGAAACUUUCCGAAGAGUCGCUAGAAAUUCCUAUCGAACAAAUCUAUCGACCUGGUAGUGCGCUCGAUAUGCCUGUACGACCGCCAUGGACAUACGAAAUGACCAAGGAACAGUUAGAAGAACAAGAACAGACUUAUUUCAAUGGCUAUCUGGAAAAGAUCUUCGCAAGUUUUGAGCCAGGCGAUCUGAGUUACUUUGAGAUGAAUUUAGAAACAUGGCGGCAAUUAUGGCGAACAGUUGAGAUUUGUGAUAUUAUCCUAAUGAUUGUUGAUAUUCGUUUUGCUGUUCUUCAUUUUUCCCCAGCGCUCUACGAUUAUGUCACACGUAUUCAUAACAAACAGUUGAUUGUCAUUCUGAAUAAAAUCGAUCUCGCACCACCAUCUGUUGUCGUUGCUGUAAAAGACUAUUUCUCAAAGAAGUUUCCUCAAUUACACAUUCUUACAUAUACAUCUUAUCCAAAAGAUCUAGCAACAACACGUGAAGAUUUUGAUAAUUAUCAAGUUAUGGCACGAAUCGUUCGUCGAAAAAAUUAUUAUGCUAUUGGGCCAUUAUCACUAUAUGAAUGUAUUUCAUCGAUAGUUGGCUCACGAAUUGAUCUGUCGUCGUGGAAAAAACAUAUUCAAGAGUGUAUGGAAGAUGAAACAAUUACUACUGAUCUUAAACAGGAACAGAUCGUCGAUGUUUCACCACUAACACAGACAAAGAAAAUGAAUAGUUAUAUCACAUUAGGUUUUACAGGAUAUCCGAAUGUCGGUAAAUCUUCAAUUUUGAAUAGUAUUGUUGGUCAUAAAGUAGUCAGCGUAUCACGUACUCCGGGACAUACAAAACAUUUUCAAACGAUACAUUUAACACCUACUGUUCAUCUAUGCGAUUGUCCAGGUUUAGUUUUCCCUUCGUAUGUCGAACGGCCGUUACAAAUUUUAGCUGGAAUUUAUCCAAUAGCGCAAGUACAAGAGCCAUACACAGCUGUCGGAUAUCUUGCUCAAUGGUUACCACUGACGAAAAUUUUGAAAAUAGAAAGAUUAGAACAGGAUAUACCAAAUUACAGUGCAUUCGAUAUUUGUGAGGCAUGGGCUUUAAAACGUGGAUUUCUUACAGCCAAAGCAUCGCGUCCUGAUAUCUACCGAGCUGCUAAUCAUAUUCUUCGGUUAGCACUCGAUGGACGAAUCAAUUUAUGUCUUCGUCCACCUGGUUUUACUGCUGAGAAAGGCAUGUUCAUCUGCUUGAUCGUCUGUUUUCUGUUACCAUUCCAUGUUGUUUUAGACCGAUAUAUAUCGGAUCCUCGAGCACUUGAACUUGAGCAGCAGAUUCAGUCGGCUGUUGAUAAACAAAAACGUCCUGAAAGUGAUAUAUCGGCUGGUGAUGAUAGUGAAGCAUUCCCCGCGAGUGAUGAUCAUCAGUUAGCAUCGUGUAGUGCGUCUACAAGUGACCAAGGACCUGAUAGAGUUGAAGAAUUCAACAGAUUCGAUGUUUUCAAUCGUGAUAACGAAGAUAGAGACACCAUAAAGUCAAUGAAGCAUGUUCGCCGACGAACACGACGAAAAUCGAGUAACAGCAAUCAACAUGAAAACGAUGAUAACGAAGAAGGAGAAGUGGAUUAG
Molecule: messenger RNA, 1881 nt
Organism: Adineta ricciae
Lineage: Eukaryota; Metazoa; Rotifera; Eurotatoria; Adinetida; Adinetidae
Source: the annotation of a GenBank genome assembly